UGAGAUUUGAUAUACAUGUCCCAUCUCUUUAAUAUUCUUCCUCUGCUCCAGGGGAUUUCCUGACCUGCCUGGCAGAUUCCAAUGAAUCACACUGAGCUCUAGUAAAAAGACAUUGCUCUGGAGACCGAGCUGAACAUUAAAGGGACAGUGGCUGAUUCUGGUCAUUUCAAAAUCUGAGGAACUUGGCAGCUUAUGCUUUCAAUGUGGAAAUCUAGAAAUGAAGGACAGCAGUAGAAAAACUGGAGUUAUUACGUUCAUGUGCAAGUGCUAAAGGAAUUUGAAUUUCAGGUGCUCGGCUUAUUCAAACUGACUUUAAUUGGAGCACCCCGGAGCCGCACAGCGCCCGCCGCCCAGGGCUGACACGCGGCUGGGCCACGGCGAGCCGCAAAGCUGCUGUCCACGUGGACCGGAGCUGAAAUCCCUCGUCCGGCGGCCACCAGAGCCUCCCCCGCCAAGCCCCGAGACAUGGCAACAAACGGCACGAAGGUGGCCGACGGGCAGAUCUCCACGGAAGUUGACGCUUCGAUCACCAAUGACAAGCCUAAAACUUUGGUAGUAAAAGUGCAGAAGAAGAAGACGGACCUUCCGGACCGAGAUACCUGGAAAGGAAAAUUUGACUUUCUUAUGUCCUGUGUAGGUUAUGCCAUUGGUUUAGGGAAUGUGUGGCGGUUUCCAUACCUCUGUGGAAAGAAUGGUGGAGGUGCAUUCCUGAUACCUUAUUUCCUAACUCUAAUUUUUGCUGGAGUGCCACUGUUUCUUUUGGAGUGUUCCCUUGGUCAGUACACAUCUAUAGGAGGCCUUGGAGUGUGGAAGCUUGCUCCAAUGUUCAAAGGUGUGGGAUUAGCUGCUGCAGUCCUUUCCUUUUGGCUAAAUAUUUACUACAUUGUGAUUAUUUCAUGGGCCAUUUAUUACCUGUAUAAUUCCUUUACAACUACUCUUCCCUGGAAGCACUGUGAGAACCCAUGGAACACUGACCGCUGCUUCUCCAAUUAUACCUUAGCAAACACCACCAACAUGACAAGUGCUGUGGUUGAAUUCUGGGAACGCAACAUGCACCAGAUGACUGAUGGAUUGGAAAAACCAGGGCAGAUCCGAUGGCCGCUAGCAAUUACUCUGGCAAUUGCCUGGAUUCUGGUUUAUUUUUGUAUCUGGAAGGGGGUGGGCUGGACUGGAAAGGUGGUGUAUUUCUCUGCUACUUAUCCCUAUGUUAUGCUGCUUAUCUUGUUCUUCCGUGGUGUUACACUGCCUGGAGCAAAGGAAGGCAUUUUGUUCUAUAUAACUCCCAACUUCAGUAAGCUUUCAGACUCUGAGGUUUGGUUGGAUGCUGCCACACAGAUUUUCUUCUCCUAUGGUUUGGGUCUUGGUUCACUGAUUGCCCUUGGAAGUUACAACCCUUUCCACAAUAAUGUUUACAGGGACUCCAUCAUAGUGUGCUGCAUAAACUCAUGCACAAGCAUGUUUGCAGGCUUUGUCAUCUUCUCCAUUGUUGGAUUCAUGGCUAAUGUCACAAAGAGGCCCAUUGCAGAUGUUGCAGCAUCAGGUCCUGGACUGGCAUUUCUAGCUUAUCCAGAAGCAGUGACACAGUUACCAAUUUCUCCUUUGUGGGCAAUACUGUUCUUCUCCAUGCUGCUAAUGCUUGGAAUUGACAGUCAGUUCUGCACUGUCGAAGGAUUCAUAACAGCUUUGGUGGAUGAAUUUCCAAAGUUACUGCGCAAUCGAAGGGAAAUCUUCAUUGCUGUUGUGUGUAUUGUUUCCUAUCUGAUAGGGCUGUCCAACAUUACUCAGGGUGGAAUCUAUGUGUUUAAGCUUUUUGACUACUACUCUGCCAGUGGGAUGAGUCUCUUGUUCCUUGUAUUCUUUGAGUGCAUCUCCAUAUCCUGGUGCUAUGGUGUUAAUAGAUUUUAUGACAACAUCCAAGAGAUGGUGGGAUACAGACCCUGCAUCUGGUGGAAACUCUGCUGGUCAUUUUUUACUCCAAUCAUUGUGGCAGGAGUGUUUAUCUUCAGUGCUGUCCAAAUGACUCCUCUCACAAUGGGAAGUUAUGUUUUCCCAAAAUGGGGCCAAGGGGUUGGCUGGUUCAUGGCUUUGUCUUCUAUGGUGCUGAUACCAGGCUAUAUGGCAUAUAUGUUUCUUACUCUGAAAGGCUCCUUGAAACAGCGCAUCCAAGUAAUGAUUCAGCCCAGUGAAGACAUCAGUCAUCCUGAAAAUGGGCCAGAUCAGGCCCAACAGAGCAACUCCGCAAACAAAGAAGCCUACAUCUAAACUUCUGCAUUACAAAAGUACAAAUACUACUCCAGAAAAACAAAAAAUAUGGUUGAAUAUGACCACAAAUUUAAGUCUGAGAAUAUAAUUACCUACCUCUAGUGGCAAAAAAAAAAAAAAAAAAGAAAAAAAGAAAAAAAAAGAAAAAAAGAUAAAAGGUCACCUCCAUUCUAAGGGAAUCGCCAUAGGUAUGAUCCAACCAUUGUGCGAGCUCAGAUGUUGACAGUAUUUUGUGUUCUCUGGCAAUCCACAGACUGUUAAUGUUUUUAUCCUUUCAGAACAAUAGUUGCAUAUCUUGGCAUUUGUAAACCGAUGUGCAAAACCUUUUUAAUCUACCUUUUAGCACGACUAUUUGAAGUUUUGUGCUACUGAUUUUUAGUAGUUUAUCAGUACUUCUUACCACUGAAUCCCAAGACUGUUAUUUCUGACUUUGCAGGAGUAAAAUUAAGUUUGGAAUUGUUUUGUACAAAAGAAUGACGUAUUUUGUAACCAAGUGAUUUGCAGUGAAAAAGUCUGCCCUUAAAAUUUGUUCUUGUCAAGGCCAUUUGAGCAGGGAGAGACUUCUUUGAAUUAACUGAGAGUCACAGUAGGCAUAGCCUUUACGAACAUUCCUACUACAAAUUAAGUUAUUAUAUGGCUAUUUGUAGCAAGGCAGCAUAGCAGGGCUGCAAACACUACCUGUUCUUAACCUUUCAGGAUAACUUUCACACAAGAUUGUGGAUUUUUUUUUUAAAAGCAUAUACUCUAUCUUAUAAAAAGAAGUCAUCUCUGUGAAGCAGCACUGCAUGAAUCGCAGAUGUAUGGGCAAAAAUGUGACUUCUAACUUUUUUUUAGGAAGAUGAGAAGUAACAUGCAAUUCUUAAGAGCUCUUAAAUACUCCCAGCAAAAAAAAAAAACAAAAAAACAAAAAAGAAAAAAAAAAGAAAUACAGGGUAUUUGCAAUUCAAGCUCAGAG
This is a messenger RNA of Tympanuchus pallidicinctus (lesser prairie-chicken), 3217 nucleotides long. It is a transcript of the gene SLC6A1, whose product is annotated as solute carrier family 6 member 1. Gene Ontology annotation, biological process: neurotransmitter transport; sodium ion transmembrane transport. Gene Ontology annotation, cellular component: cell surface; axon; plasma membrane. NCBI's taxonomy places the organism in Eukaryota, Metazoa, Chordata, Aves, Galliformes, Phasianidae. The record is from RefSeq and is a predicted model, not a curated record. Gene Ontology annotation, molecular function: gamma-aminobutyric acid:sodium:chloride symporter activity. The coding region runs from base 466 to 2262 and encodes 598 amino acids. The transcript has 15 exons.